UUUCAUCGGCAGGUGGCAGCAGCGCAAAAACACCACCAAAAAAAAAACACCCAAACAUCCUCGUGAAGAAGAAUCAAACCCGGAAAUGACGUAAGGUGCAGAAUCAAAACAGUUAACAUUUGACAGCUCCGCUAAAUCCGGAUAAAAUGCGAUGGAAAAUGUAAGUGCCGCUGUCAAAAACAAGCAACACUAUUCAACCAACGUCUUUAGAUACUGGAGCGACUUUUCGCCGGACUGUCGCGGGAUGCAAAUCAAAGGAAAAGGUUGUUUCGGCUAGUUUUAUCCGCAGCUCCUCUCUGUGUAACUAACCUGUUAGCUUCCACGGCUAAUGGAAGUUGCUCCAUGGCUCUCUAUGGGCUGAACAUGACCAUAUAUAGCCCGGCCACAGAGCUCCCUCGCCGGUGAAAUGUAAACGGUGACUCGCUGCGGAGGCUGACAAAGCGCAACGAAACCAAAACUCAGCCUGGGAGAAAAAAAAAAACAGCUUCAGGAUGUCUUCUGAUAAGAUCAUCGCCAUCAUGAUGGAUGACAAAAUCUACGAGGUGAAUAAAAAGAAGCUGAUAGAGAAAAGUGACUACUUCAGGGCGCUGUACAGCUCCGGGAUGAGGGAGUCCACGGAGGACUCCGUGCAGCUGCAGGGGCUCAGUGUCCCCGGCCUGGAGCUGGUCCUGGAGUUCAUCAACACCUCCAAGGUCCAGGUCGUCAACGAGACUCUGGAGGACCUGAUUGAGACCGCAUCCUUCCUACAGGUCACCUCCAUCCUCAAGCUCCUCACCUCGGAGAUCCGUCUGGACAACUGCGUGGAGCUGUACAGCCUCUCUGAAGUCUACGGGACUCAUGAUCUGCGUAACGCUUGCCUCAAGUACAUGACCUGCUACUAUCACCCCAUGCUGAGGCGGCCGGAGUUCAGCAGCCUCCCCUCCGCUGUCAGAGACCAGGUCAGAGAGAUGCGCAUGAAAGGCACCGCCACCCUGGUAGCCAUCGGAGACUUCACCUGUCUGUCCCUGGAUGUCCCGGAUCAGGAUGAACCCUGGUCCAUGCUGCGGUACGGAGAGGUGGAGCAGCGCUGGAAACCGCUCGCAAACAACCUGCCUCCUGAUAUGAUCAACGUGAGAGGAUACGGCUCGGCCGUGCUCGAUAACUAUCUGUUCAUAGUGGGUGGAUACAGGAUGACGAGUCAGGAGAUCUCUGCGGUGCACUGCUACAACCCCUGCAGGAACGAGUGGAACCAGGUGGCUCCGCUCAACCAGAAGAGGUCCAACUUCAAGCUGCUGGCAGUUCAGGGGAAGCUGUACGCUGUAGGAGGCCAGAGUCUGGGUGCAGUGGAGUGUUACAGUCCAGAACAGGACUGGUGGACCUGCGUGUCCUCGAUGCCCGACCCGCUGGCUGAGUUCUCUGCCUGUGAGUGCCAGGGGAUGAUCUACGUCAUGGGUGGAUACACUGCAAGAGACCGGAACACAAGUGUCCUCCGUUACUGCCCGACCUCUGACGCCUGGACGGUGUACCGGUCCUGCCCGGCGCACAUCCGCAAGCAGCAGAUGCUCUCGGUGGAGGACACCAUCUACCUGGUGGGCGGCUACACUCACGAGCUGGAGGCGGGCCCGCGGCAGCGCCGCCCCAGCCAGACGGAGGAUGUGCUGACAGUGCAGUCCUACAACGUCUCCACGGGGGAGUGGAUCCAGUUGAAGGAGAACACGUCCAAGUCGGGCCUGAACCUGACGUGCACGCUGCACAACGACGGCAUCUACAUCAUGAGCCGGGACGUCAGCCUGCCCACCAGCCUGGAGCACCGCGUCUUUCUCAAAUACAACAUCUUCUCUGACGCCUGGGAGGCCUUCAGACGCUUCCCGGCUCUGGGCCAGAACAUGCUGCUGUGUUCGCUUUACCUCCCCAACGUGCUGUGACUGAGAGGCCUGACGGGACCAACAGAUAAUGGAGCCCAUUAAUGUAGGCCAGUGUGUGGCUGGCUUGUUUUGGCACAGAACAGGGCUCUGUGGCAUUAGUGGGAACAGUGUCCGGUUGCCAGGUUGAACGCCUCGUGACCUUUGUGCCUAAAUGAAACGCACUACACUGUACAUACUGCUGAGGAUGCAAAUACAAAUGCUUCAAUGACAAGUAUGAAAGUGAUGAAGCGCAAUGGCCCGUAGGUCAACAGCAUCACAACAGCUCACUCCAGUUUGCGCCUCUCAUGCAUUUACUUUAGUUACUGUGAAAAUCAUGCAUUUCUCUGAGAAAUAAGUAUCUGGAAGGUCUGAAGAAUUCAGAAGGUCUUUAACACUUUGAAACCUCAGCAAAUAGUCUGGAUUUCUUUUUAAAAAAAUGG
Messenger RNA from Plectropomus leopardus (leopard coralgrouper), 2323 nucleotides. RefSeq names its product kelch-like family, member 42 (gene klhl42). Gene Ontology annotation, molecular function: protein binding. NCBI's taxonomy places the organism in Eukaryota, Metazoa, Chordata, Actinopteri, Perciformes, Serranidae. The record is from RefSeq and is a predicted model, not a curated record.